UUCCAAAUUCAUUUACAUGAAAAAACAAUAUAUGGAUCGUCGAUCUGCUUAAAAUUGGAGCAAAACAAUCCACUGCGAAUUCAGAAAGAUUCCUGUUAGGGUUUUUCUGAUCCGUCCUCCUCACCAGUGCUUCAAUCCCCACUCUCUCGACAUGGCUGCGCCCUUCUUCUCUACUCCGUUUCAGCCUUAUGUCUAUCAGAGUCAACAAGCUGCUAUGAUUCCUUUCCAGAUUAUGGGUGGUGAAGCACAGGUGGUUCAGAUAAUGUUGAAACCGCAAGAAAUGGUUGUUAUGCGACCAGGUGCCAUGUGUUUCAUGUCCGGGUCCAUUGAAAUGGUGAACAUUUUUAUGCCUGAAAAUGAAGUAGGAAUGUGGCAUUGGCUUUUUGGCAAGACUAUUACCAGUGUAGUCAUUCGUAAUACUGGUUCAAGCGAUGGAUUUGUUGGGAUUGCUGCACCUUUACUGGCGAGAAUUCUCCCGAUUGAUUUGGCUAUGUUCGGUGGAGAAAUUUUGUGCCAGCCAGAUGCAUUCCUUUGCUCCAUCAAUGAUGUUAAUGUGAAUGUUGCGGUUGAUCCAAGGGCGCGUAAUGUGAUGGGUAGUGCAGAGGGAUUUCUGAGACAAAAACUAACUGGGCAAGGGCUUGCAUUCAUUGUUGCUGGUGGAUCUGUUGUACAGAAGAAGCUUGAUGUUGGAGAGGUACUAACUGUGGAUGUUUCUUGUAUCGCCGCCGUUAAUUCCACUGUCAAUGUUCAAAUAAAGUAUAACGGUCCUCUCAGAAGGGCUGUCUUUGGCGGAGACAAUAUGGUAACAGCUACCCUAACGGGACCAGGGAUCGUGUUCAUCCAGAGUUUGCCCUUUCAACGUUUUUCCCAGCGCAUUGCAAGGGCAGUGACAUCUCCAAACAUGAGAGAGAACCCCAAGUUCUUUGUUCAGAUAGCUAUCUUCUUUAUCCUGGCAUAUGUUGUGAUUGUAUCCUCCUUGAUCUUGACUGAUGUAUGAUAUGAUAGCCUUUGUUCCCCCUUUUUCAUAUUCGUUCUCUUUCAAAUUAACCAUUCCUCUUCGGGGAAAACACUGAACAGCAUAGUUAGAGUGCAUCAAAUCAUAGUGCCAUUGCCAUUACGGUUGCCAGUUUUAACAGAAAUUGAUAGAUAUAAUCAUUAUGGUUUUGCGUUCGAUUUCAUUCGUUCGAGUUGGUUCGUCGCAGUGCAGGUAAUCGAUGUAAAAUAUGAUAUAUGGAUUUGGAUAGGUCAUGUAAUAUGAUGUAUACAUUUAGUUUGAAGUGGAUUUGGUCGUUGCUGCAUGUGGAUGUUCCCUUAUCAGGAUUGCCUUUUCCCUGUUUAUGAAUCAGCCAUAUUCGUGGAAGAGAUGACUUCAUUUGGGGGUAUAGUAAGAACACCAUACAAACGAAGCAGAUCAGGCCAAACGUCUUUGGUGUAGUGAAACUAACAAUUUCUACCUCUCAUUUUCAUAUAGGUCUUCAAAUCAUUGUAUGCCUCCAAAACCUAAAUGCUUUGGCUGGCUACGAUGUCCCAACUCGUACCUCUAUCAUUUAUUGUCGGUUCAAUUCAUGUUCGCUUAGGAGAAACAAAUGUGCU
Linum tenue is the source of this 1593-nucleotide messenger RNA. The record is from the annotation of a GenBank genome assembly. NCBI's taxonomy places the organism in Eukaryota, Viridiplantae, Streptophyta, Magnoliopsida, Malpighiales, Linaceae.